Larimichthys crocea (large yellow croaker) is the source of this 5976-nucleotide messenger RNA. Its product is annotated as A disintegrin and metalloproteinase with thrombospondin motifs 15. The record is from RefSeq and is a predicted model, not a curated record. The transcript is spliced from 8 exons. Gene Ontology annotation, biological process: extracellular matrix organization; proteolysis. NCBI's taxonomy places the organism in Eukaryota, Metazoa, Chordata, Actinopteri, Sciaenidae. The coding region runs from base 372 to 3230 and encodes 952 amino acids. Gene Ontology annotation, molecular function: metalloendopeptidase activity; zinc ion binding.
GCAGGGGUGCUAGAGCUCUUUUCACACACGCUGUACAGCAACAAUAAUAUUUGGAGAGUUACAAGUGGCUGCGGUGUGCAGCACAAACCGAGACGCAUGACCAAUGAGCUCUCUCUUGCGCACAUACCCUGAUUUCACUUGACACUGAUCAUCGGUGUUUAAAGCUCAGCAGCUCACUGAAGUUGGUGGCCAGAGUGGAAACGGUGAAAGAUGGGAAUGAAGCUAGAAGGCAGUGCGGGUGCUUAGUUUUUUUUUUUUCUUUUUCUGAGGACGCACAAGCGGCGCUUCGUGCCAUUGCGCACAACUUCUUCACUGCCUGCAAACGCACCGCAGCCGAAUUACAGAGUGGACUUUUCAGAGCAGGAGCAGAGAUGGCUAUACUCAUUAGUUCUUUGAUAAUUUUUACAAAAUUCAUGCUUUAUUCGAAACUUACAUAUUGCAUGGAGGUGGACGUCUGCAUACCUGUUCGCGUGGAUCACCAAAAGCAUGAAAAGCAUGUGCACCGGCGUGCAGAGCAGAUGAAUGAGAGACAGAUUAUUUUUAGACUAAGUGCAUUCAAACAGGAGUUUUACCUCCACCUAACGCCAGAUUCUAGUUUUCUUGCAGCGGGAAGUUUGCCGCCUGAGAGUGGCUCCUCAGCAUCUAAUGGCUCUGGCACCGCUGACCUCAGGGAAUGCUUCUACUCCGGUGAUGUCAACGCAGACCCGGACUCAUACGCUGCACUCAGCCUGUGCAAAGGUCUCCAAGGAGGAUUCUCCUAUAACGGAAUGCAGUAUUUCAUCAGCCAGAGCAGGACUGAAGACGCAGCAGCCGAUAGAUAUGGAAACUCUUUGGACAGGACGCAUGUCAUCCGCCGGAGACGCGUUGCGCACUCAGGCGGCAACUUCACCAGCAGGUGUGGAGUUACACCUGACUCCAACCUCAACAUUUCCCUGGAGAAAUACAAGCACAUGAGCGAAGUGGAGAUUGAUGGCUUAACUGAAACUGUGUUGAAAACAUUGGGGAGGUCCAAGAGGUUUGCCUCCAUCCCCAGGUUUGUGGAGGUGCUGGUGGUGGCAGAUGAAUCUAUGGCCAAAUUUCACGGGGAUGACCUGAAGCAUUACCUCCUGACCCUGAUGUCAGUAGCAGCCAGGCUUUACAAGCACCCCAGCAUUCUCAACUCCAUAAACAUAGUGGUAGUGGGCUUCAUGGUGAUAAAUGAAGCUGACAAGGGACCUAAGGUUUCCAGUAAUGCAGCCCUCACUCUGCGCAACUUCUGCUCCUGGCAGAAGAAGUUGAAUAAACACGGUGACAAGCACCCAGAGUACUGGGAUACUGCCAUUCUGUUCACCAAACAGGAUCUUUGUGGGGCCACAACAUGUGAUACACUGGGGAUGGCUGACGUUGGGACCAUGUGUGACCCAAAGAGGAGCUGCUCUGUCAUUGAAGAUGAUGGCUUACCCUCAGCUUUUACAACUGCACACGAACUUGGUCAUGUAUUCAACAUGCCCCAUGACAAUGUGAAAGCAUGUGAGGAGGUAUUUGGGAAACUAAAGGACAACCACAUGAUGUCUCCCACACUGAUUCAGAUUGACAGGAGCAGGCCCUGGUCUGUGUGCAGCGCAGCCAUCAUUACUGAGUUCCUGGACAGAGGUCAUGGAGACUGCCUGCUAGACCAGCCUCAGAGGCAGCUGUCUCUCUCAGACAACCUGCCUGGUUCCAGCUACAGUCUGCACCGCCAGUGUGAGCUCGCCUUCGGCCACGGCUCCAAGCCCUGCCCAUACAUGCAGCCCUGCACCAAGCUGUGGUGCACUGGGAAGGCCCGCGGCCAGCUGGUCUGCCAAACCAGACACUUCCCUUGGGCAGACGGCACCACUUGUGGCAACGGCAAGGUUUGCUACCGAGGAGCCUGCACUGACAAGAACAGCACUAUAAACACCAAGGUGGAUGGCCGGUGGGGGAAGUGGGGUGCUUUUGGAGACUGUUCCCGAAGUUGUGGUGGAGGAGUUCAGUUGGCCAAGAGAGAGUGUAACAACCCUGUCCCAGAGAAUGGAGGCAAAUACUGCUACGGGCUUCGCAUCAAAUAUCGCUCCUGUAACAUCAACCCUUGUCCUGAAACAGGUAAGAGUUUCCGUGAGGAGCAGUGUGAGGCCUUCAAUGGCUUAAACCUGAACACCAACAGACUGGGUUCCUCUGUGGUUUGGGUUCCCAAAUACUCAGGCAUCUCUCCCAAGGACAAAUGCAAGCUCAUCUGCCGGGCAAAUGGGACUGGAUACUUCUAUGUCCUUGCUCCAAAGGUUGUGGAUGGGACACCCUGCUCUCCUGACACCUCAGCUGUAUGUGUCCAAGGAAAAUGCAUCAAGGCAGGCUGCGAUGGCAAGUUGGACUCUAACAGGAAGUUUGACAAGUGCGGUGUGUGUGGUGGGGACAACCAAGGCUGCAAGAAGGUUUCAGGAAUGUUCACCAAACCUAUUCAUGGAUACAACUUUGUGGUGACGCUGCCUAUUGGAGCUUCUAAUAUUGACAUCCGUCAGCGUGGCUACAAAGGCAUGGUCAGUGAUGAAAACUACUUAGCGGUGAAGAAUCGGUACGGCAAGUACCUGCUGAAUGGCAACUAUGUGGUGUCAGCAGUGGAGCGUGACCUGAUUGUAAAAGGCAGCUUACUGCGCUACAGUGGCACCUCCACAUCUGUAGAGAUUCUUCAGGCCACCAGACCCCUACAGGAGCCUCUGACUGUGGAGGUGCUCUCUGUAGGGAAGAUGACUCCUCCCAGGGUGCGCUACUCCUUCUACAUUGUCAAGGAAAGCAAGCAGGAGAAGACUCUGCGGAAAGAGGAGAAAAGCCACACAGCGCAGAACAGUGUCUUGGCAGACAGUAAUAAGGUAAAAGCUCAGAAGCAAAUGAUGGGUAAGAGGCCAGUCAGUCAUUGGGUAACCGGAAGUUGGGAUUCGUGCGCAGUGACUUGCGGGAAUGGUCUGCAGAAGAGGCUGGUUCAAUGCCAAAGUAUGGAGGGGCGUCCUGCAGUGGACUGUGACAGUGCUGACAGGCCUGUAGCAGUGAGGGCAUGUGGGGAUCCAUGUCCAAUGUGGGAUGUAGGGACCUGGACCCACUGCUCCAAGUCCUGUGGAAGGGGCUUUAAAAGGCGAUCAGUGCGCUGCAUGACUGAUAAUGGUCUGAAUCUACCCAGAGAGCACUGCUCCGGAAGAAGGAAGCCUCAGGAACUGGACCUCUGCAACCUGAAGCCAUGUUAGAAGAGUACAGACAAAGAUUUGACAUGAACCUUAGCUCAAAUCAGCAUGAUAAUGUCUCUAUGGCUGCGUUGGUUGCAAAUGCAGCCUGAAAAAGAAAGCCAAUGAGACAGAGAGGGUCUUCUUCUAUUGUUUGAAAAGACAGAAAUCUAUUUGGAUAAGAGAAAAGAAGGAAUGCUGUCUUCUUGUUAACUGUCAAACCAUCUGUGGCAAGUUUGACUUGUGGUUAGUCUACCUCUACCAGGAAAGAUGACACAAUGUGCAUAUUCAAAGAGUACCAGAGAAGAAAGAUGCAGAGACACUGAUCACACACAUCUGCACUCAAACAGUUUCUUGGUAUCGUUAUGUGUAUAGGAUAAUCCUGCAAAAGCAGAGACAAAGGAGAGACCAAGAACAAACAGGUGAAGCUUUGUGAGGUUCAGCCUCCACGCUCUCACUGUGCAGCAGCAGAUAUCUCGCCUGUGAAUCGACAUUUUUCUCCUUUUUUACUGAAGAGCUAUUCAAAAUGUGAAACACAGUACUGUAUCAUUCAUGCAGAUUCAUGCAGUUUCAACAUCUUUUAUUCAUUUUUCUUGAUUCAGUGUUAUUGGCUAUUGUCUGAUGUAGAAAAAUCAAAACCAGCAGCCAAUUACACUGCCAGCCAGAGUCAGAUCAUCUUAACAAAUAGCUUUACGAGCUUUAUCCUUCCAAAAUGAAAAACAGUUGACGAUCUUCAAUCAAUAUCAAAGAGUGACCAAAAAGUCAAAAAAUAUUUUUUAGAGGAAAAUUACUUAGUUAGAGCUAAGAUGUCGCCACAUUCUAUGUAGAGAAUGUGGGCUGUUUGUACGGUGCAGUCAUAAUGCAUCUGUGUCCGUUCUGUGUAAACUAAACUGACCAAUGCUCAGCUGUUUGUUCAAUGUUGCCAAAGAGUUAUAAAAGUCUUAGUACUGUGAGAGACACCUCUCUGGACAGAAGCUUACUAAUGGUAUGCUCACCACCUUAAGUCCAACUGGAUUUAAAAUGCAUUGUUUUGUCUGCUACAGUAUAAAUGUACAGUAUAUACAUAUCUGCUCUGUGAAUUACUUCAUAGUUGCACCACAGCUUUCGUAUUCAAGGAGUAUCUGUCUACACAGAUGGAGAUAAAAAAAAUAGCAUUUAUGAUAUUCCCCCAAAGACCUUUUUUCUAUGUUUAAAUAUUAAAAACGAUUAACUUUUUGACAAUGAAAAGGGAUGAAAUGUGAUUUCAGUUAGACUCUAAAGGUUUUGCCAAAACCUCAUGGAGGCUUAAAAGGUGGCUGUAUAACAUUGAAACAAAUUGAUGAAUCAACAAAACAUUAAUCUGCAAACUGUAUAAUUAUAAUGCAAAAAUAUCUCCGGUCCUAACUUCUUAAAUGUCUUUUGAGGUUUUGUUUGUCUGACAGAAGAAGCAUCUUGGUUCUUUAAGUUCUGAUUUCAGGUUUGAGGUUUGUAUUUGCUCCUUCUAGAAGAACAGAGUUUUGGUUUGAAAGAUUCAUAUAGAUUUCUCAAACCACUAAACCCCUUCUAUACUGAGUACCUAAAUGUUCAGUAUGCAGUAACUGAUACAACAAUACUAAUAAUAGUUAAUUUAUAGAGUACUUUUCUAGUUAAAAACUCAGAGUUCUUUCCAGAGUUAGGUAAAAGACAGAACAUAUAAAAAGAUAUGAAAGAAAUAAAGCACUCCCCUAAAUAGAAAUGAGCUGUGUGAAAGGACAUCCCAUGAUAAAAUGAAUAUUUAUUAGUUCUAAAGAAAAGUUACACAGUGUAAAAACAUUUAGUUUUUAACCUGUUUAUACUGUAUACUCCUACUCCAGGCCUCUUAUGUGCAGUAUUAAUAGUGCUUCAAAAAUGAAAAAGAUAAAAGAUAUAUAUGUACAAAUUAGAUCUGUUCCAUAGAUCAAGUGUUAAUAGAAUAAUAUUAAUAUUGCUAAUGAAUACACCAUGCUGUUACCCUCCUCAGAGCUCCAUUAUACAAACAAAGAUGAUGUUUGCCAUGUUGCUGUGGCCAUCACAGGCUUCUGGCCUUCUGCUGCAUGGCUGCUUCAUCACCUCCAGCCCUUAAUGGAAAGACAUAAUGCAUAUGUUCUGUAUUUUUCCCAGCUUGUGCAUCAUGUCAGCCUAUACUGUUCCAACCAUCAAAAUGUAUAUGGUCUGUUUAUUUACUCUCUCACAAACAGGAACAAAUCUUUGGUGAUGUAAGAGAAAAUCCACUCUAAAGCACAAUCAAUCACCAAACACCCAUUGGUCUACAUAUCUACAUUCCAUUUAGUUUUAUUUGUGUUGGGAUUGUUUUCAUUGGAUGACUGUUACUGCAUCUCAGCUGAAAAUAUGUGUAGUGACAUAGAAAAUGGAUCAGUAAUCUUAAAAAUAUUUGGUAAAAGUCCAGUUUUGGUGUCACGCCCUAAUAUUUGAAGUGCAAGGGCGUCUGACUCGACCACAUGUUUAUAACAUUCAACAAUGAAACAGACGGACAUCGAGGGAGACGAAUUUCACCACCUGAGAUUCAAACUUUGAAGGCUUCCAAUUUCAACAUUCGACUGACAUCUGGAAUGAGACAAACAUCACCCAAUGAUAGAUAACUAUUUCAAAGUGUAAUUUUAAACUGAUGGACUCAAUGCCAACAAGUCCAGAGGGACCAAUCAUACCAUCUAAAAGAUGGUAUUGUACAGUUAGUUUGUUUUUUCUUUCACAUCAUGUACAGAUAAUGUUAUUUUUAUUGUUGUCUUUUGUAUUGUAUACUAUGUAUACAUUC